AUGCACAUGCUCGCUCUCCUCACCGUCCUCUGGGCGUUCCUCACUCCCAUGGUCACCGGCUACGCUCACGGCCGCUGCUCCUUCCACGCCCAGAUCAACCAGUUCUGCUACAAGCACCCUGACAACACCUGGGACACCGCAACCCACCUCAAGAUGCCCUACAUCAAGGAUAACGACCACAAAGUCAUCACCGUGCCAGCCGGAGGCCAGCCGGUGCCGGUCGCGGCCCUUGAGGGAUGGCGCAUCAAGGGUCUCGACAAGGACUUGUGGACGCGUUGGGAGCCGUAUGGUCCGCCGUUGGGUGGCAAGGAGGCCUUUACCUAUGGCGAGAGCCAGUGCAUGUUCAACAGUGCGGACGGAAAGGACAAGAAUAAGUGUGGGGACUGCAGCUGGGGCAAGUGGACGAAGGGGGACUUGCAUUGCUCCGAAGGCAAGAUUCCGUUCGAUUGGCGAACCUCCGACAUGGAUUGCUCCUUCAACUGCUGA
Molecule: messenger RNA, 486 nt
Organism: Trematosphaeria pertusa
Lineage: Eukaryota; Fungi; Ascomycota; Dothideomycetes; Pleosporales; Trematosphaeriaceae
Exons: 2
Coding region: 1-486 (161 amino acids)
Source: RefSeq, a predicted model, not a curated record